AUGACCUACAUUCUCUUCUAUUUCCUACUCUUUUCGGUUAUCAUCGGUGGAACAGCGUUAUACCUCACUCGGUCACGAUGGAUGCCAUUAGUUCAAGUACCUGAUUAUCUCUAUCACCGCCUUCCCUCAAGUUUUACCGCCGAUCUCGAGGCCGGCCUGAGCUCGUCACAAUUCGACAUCACUGCCAAUCUUGCAGAUGGGGAUUCGAGAGCUGGUUUGGAUCAACGAGCAAAGACCGAAGUUAUCAAGAUUAUGAAGAGUCGAAAGGUCAAUUUUGAUGAAGCACGGCGGAUUUUUACAGAGCAACGAUUUGCGAAGAAUGACAUCGGACCCGAUGGCCGGCCAAGGGACCCCAAAUUCGUCUCAUUUUCGUGA
This is a messenger RNA of Penicillium egyptiacum, 375 nucleotides long. The record is from the annotation of a GenBank genome assembly. Lineage: Eukaryota; Fungi; Ascomycota; Eurotiomycetes; Eurotiales; Aspergillaceae.